GUGUUUGUGCGUUUGUGUGCGUGAAGGCGCCACGUCGGCAGAACCAGCAGAGUGAAAAGAGAGCUACGCAGCCCUGCGUGUCCAAGAGUGUGUGAGGAGAAGUUAGAAAGCUGCACAUUGAUGCGACACAGGCCUGAAAACCUGAAGAAAAAGAAAAAGAAGAAGAAGAAGAGGCCUCAGAUAAAGAGACAGAGAUCUGCUGCGGGUCCCACGCACAAAGACAUCAGACAUCAGACAUCAAACUACAGCUGAGUUUGACUCGGAGGCUGAACAGAAGCCGCUCCAGUCUCAAGUUUCUCUGUCAGGUGUGUUUGUGGGAGAAGACCCGGGAACAAUGGUGAAGAAUGUGAACAGCGUCAACGUGGAGCCCCAACCUGGGACCAGCGUGGCCUCCGAUGAAGCUGAACCCACCAACAGCCAGUCUACAGAGGACUCUGGUAAAGACCAUGAGGUCGCCGCCCCUGGCAUGGCCUGGCGAGUGACCGGCGGCCUCUUCAACAUCACCAAGGGCGUCGUUGGCGCCGCAGUGGGCGGAGUGGCCUGGGUGGGCGGCAAGAGCCUGGAGAUCACCAAGUCGGCCGUGACCAGUGUGCCGUCGAUGGGGGUGGGGCUGGUGAAGGGCGGGGUGUCCGCCGUGGCCGGAGGCGUCUCCAGCGUGGGCUCGACGGUAGCCAAUAAAGUCCCCUUCACGUCUAAGAGGAAAGACAAGGCAGAGUGAAGAAGAGGAGGAGUACAGUGAUGAUGAUGAUGAUGAAAAAGAUGAUGAUGAUGAUGAAAAAGAUGAUUGAUGAUGGACUUGCCCCGCCCUGAGCCAACAGAGACCAGCUGAUCUCUCUCUGCCAAUCAGACACCACCGUGCCUUUUUUGGUCUCGAACAUAGUUCACACUCAUCAGCAUAGACUUUAAUAAAUAUACUACAUAAAUUAAAUAAAGAUUCAGUAGUACUACGAUACCAUGGCAACCCAGAAAUAGCACCAUUAAAACAGAGAGUGACCGAAAUGCUCCAAACAAUCCUUGACUGUCCUCCAGUGGAGUCUGUGGCUCCAGACAGACUCCAUGUACUCCAGCGCGUGGUGGACUUCAUGCUGAAUAAUUUUACUUGUUUACAGUCCAGACUGAGGCGGCUCCAGUCCUCUGUCUCCUCCUCACUCUCUCCAAUACAGAUAUUUAGUGCAAAGUUGUUGAGCUUAAGUGCUGGUUUUUAGUAUUCUUUUUCUAUUUUGCAAUGGUAUUGAAGAACUGUGUGUGUUGAGAAAUUUAAAAUGUUUCAGCGUUGGAAACGAGGGAUCAGCAGCAUUCCUCAGAGAAAAGUGUGGAGCCUUCUCGGUGUCUGACCUUCUUUUUUUUUUUUUUUUUUUUUUCUUUGGAAGAGCCCGGGGCGGUGUUUCCUCCCCUCCCACUGCAGCCAUGAAUCUGCAUGCACGAACACUUCUCUGAAAUGCAUGUCUGAAAACUGUAGACACAAUCACGAGUACCCCCAACCCUCUGGGCUCAGGUCUUCUCAACAACUACAUCAUUGUGAAAUAUUUUAGUUUUUUUUUUUUUUUCCAGUAUGUGUUAAAAUGCUGUACAAUGACUUUUGUAAGAUUUAGAAACAUUCAGCAGCAUUUGAAUCAUUGAUGAUGUAAUAAAGGUGGAACUGUACCUUUAAUGAGAGCGUUAAUGCUGUACUGUAGUGCGGGCUCGUAAAGAUUUAUAUGCAAUAUCAACAUUUCAAUGCCUGGAGAAGUUUGGAGAAAAAUGGGAGCUCUCGCUGAAGGGACUAAACUAUGUGAAUGUCAUGUCUGUGUUUUUUUCAAUAUCUCAAUAAAGUAGUUUGAAAAGUUAAAUAUAAA
This is a messenger RNA of Mugil cephalus (flathead mullet), 1835 nucleotides long. RefSeq lists its product as uncharacterized. The coding region runs from base 335 to 718 and encodes 127 amino acids. The record is from RefSeq and is a predicted model, not a curated record. NCBI's taxonomy places the organism in Eukaryota, Metazoa, Chordata, Actinopteri, Mugiliformes, Mugilidae. The transcript is spliced from 3 exons.